GAUAAACGACCACGCAUCCUCUCUGUCCAUGCUCGCCAGUUUCUCAUUCCGGGGGUUUCAGACUUUCCCCCGGCUCUACGCAUCCUUCAAAACUGUCUUGUUCGGUGUGACUGCGGCCACGUUUCCUUAUCUAUAGACAAAGACUUUGUGUUACGUCGUACACCAGUGAAAAAUCGUACCAAGGAGGAUAACUUUUCCGCACCUAUCGACAUUCAUUGAAGAUGUGGAACAAGUUUUCGGGUGUUCGUCAGUCGAGCCACCCUAUCACGAGGACACUUCUCUGCGUCGUCCUGGCGGUUGGUCUGGUUCAAGCAGCCACAGAGAACUGCAAGCAAGAAACUACCGUUUCCGCGGACGACGACGUCGUGAUCACAUUGGACGACAUCGAGCGCAUCGCCCUCAAGAACCUCGACGACGGGCCGAGGGGCUACUACCAGAGUGGGGCCGACGACCAGCAGACGCUCACGGAGAACAAGCAGGCGUUCCGAAGGCUUCGUCUUCGUCCCAGAAUGCUUCGUGGCGUCAAGGAUCGGGACAUGACGGUGACCGUGCUGGGAAGGCAGAGGCUGUCCAUGCCUUUGGGCAUCGCGCCUUCUGCCAUGCAGAGGAUGGCCCAUCCGGACGGCGAGGAGGCCACGGCAAAGGCCGCCGAGAAGGCCGGCACGGUGAUGAUCCUCAGCACGCUGAGCACCACGUCGAUGGAAGACGUGCGGAAGGCGGCCCCGCACGCCAUCCUUUGGUACCAGCUGUACGUGUUCCAAGACCGAGAGCUGACCAGGAGACUCGUCAAGAGGGCCGAGCAGGCCGGCUACAGCGCGCUCGUCCUCACCGUCGACGCGCCCGUCUUUGGGCGGAGGGUCUCCGACGUCCGGAAGCGCUUCAGCCUGCCCAGUCACCUCAAGUUGGCCAACUUCGACGGAAAGGAGUUGUCCAGUUUGUCGUCUGCCUCCGGCUCGGGCCUGGAGGCGUACGCAAACUCUCUCUUCGACCAGUCCUUGACGUGGGACGACGUUCAAUGGCUGAAGAACCUCACCUUUCUUCCGGUCAUCCUCAAGGGAAUCCUCACUGCCGAGGACGCUGUCCUGGCUGUCCGUAAUGGCAUCCCCGCUAUCAUUGUCUCCAAUCAUGGCGGCAGGCAACUUGAUGGAGUAGCGUCAACGAUAGAGGUCUUGCCGAAGAUUAUGCGCGCCGUCUAUGGGCGCAUCGAGGUGUAUUUAGACGGCGGCGUCCGUCAGGGUACAGACGUCGUCAAGGCACUAGCUCUAGGAGCAAAGAUGGUCUUCGUGGGUCGUCCUGCCCUCUGGGGACUGGCAUACAAGGGUCAGCAGGGCGUUGAGAAAAUGCUGGAGAUAUUCAGGGAAGAGAUCGACAGAGCAAUGGCGCUUCUGGGGAGCCGCACCUUGGGUGAUCUUCGGCCGCAGUUGGUUGCUCGUCAAGAAUACUACGCCUCCCUUUGAACGGUCGUCCGUCUUGCGUUGACCAACAAAACAGAUCGAAGCGUUUCGAUCUCUAACAGGAUAUUGAUCGCAUGGUUCAUCCAUCAGUUUCACUUUCUCUCACUGCCAUUAGCGCUCAUAUUUGUCUCAACCAGGGGUUUUCCAAACGUUUUGACCCAGGAACAGGAUUUGAGAUCCUCGCGCUCUGGAGGGUCGAAGCAUAAAUAAGUAAAUCAAAAUAAAAAGGAACUACAUCAAUAAAUCUAGAGAGGCAACAAAAUGGUGAGUUGGGCCAGUUGGUUCA
Ixodes scapularis (black-legged tick) is the source of this 1740-nucleotide messenger RNA. Its product is annotated as hydroxyacid oxidase 1-like. Gene Ontology annotation, molecular function: oxidoreductase activity; FMN binding. The transcript has 10 exons. NCBI's taxonomy places the organism in Eukaryota, Metazoa, Arthropoda, Arachnida, Ixodida, Ixodidae. The record is from RefSeq and is a predicted model, not a curated record. The coding region runs from base 222 to 1457 and encodes 411 amino acids.